Molecule: messenger RNA, 6567 nt
Organism: Peromyscus californicus insignis
Lineage: Eukaryota; Metazoa; Chordata; Mammalia; Rodentia; Cricetidae
Gene: Map3k21
Product: mitogen-activated protein kinase kinase kinase 21
Exons: 10
Coding region: 699-3707 (1002 amino acids)
Biological process (GO): protein phosphorylation
Molecular function (GO): protein binding; JUN kinase kinase kinase activity; ATP binding
Source: RefSeq, a predicted model, not a curated record
CAGGAGCGCCAAUGAACUUGGAGAAUGAACUUGGGAAGGGUGGGCACCAGGGAGGGGCUAAUGACCUGGAGGGGUGGAUCCAGGGGCACCAAUGAACUUGGAGAAUGAAAUUGGAAAGAAAGGGCGGGCACCAGGGGUGGAACCAGGGAAGCUUAGAGGGAGGACCCGGUCCCGGAGAGCAGAAUUGCAGGGACAGAAGUGUCCACUUGGCGGAAUGGAUAUAUAGGGGGCGUAUCAGGUCCAGGAGGCGGGUUCAGGUCAGGCUCCUGAGCUAGUUCCAGGGGCUAAAGAACCCGGAGGGCGGGACGGGCACUAGGGCGGGACUAAAGGACCUGGAGGGUGGAUACCAGGGGUGACGAACUCGGCGGAGACAGGGUUGGUGCCAGGGGGAACCUGGAGGACCGAGUCGCCGAAGGAGGCGGGGCUGGGGGGCGUCUACUGGGGAGCGCGCGGGAGUCCACGGCAGGCCCAGCACCGCCACCCGGCAUCUGCACCAGCGGCAGAAGGAAAGAGCUAGCCAAACAAGGGGCAGAGCUGAGGCCAAAGCCCUCGGGCAGUGGGCGUGACCUCUGUUGUCCCGCUCAAUCCCUGCACCCCUUCCCUGUUGGCUUGGACCGAUGAAGCGCACCGUUGGAGGCCAGGGAAGCUGAGGUGGUGGCUAGGGCUCUUGGUCCACCAGCGACCUCUCAAUCGCCCCUAUGGCACUGCCUGGAGCCGAGGGCACGGCAGACACGCCACGGUCCCCAGCCCGGGGCGACUCGGGGUGCUCCUCCUCCGGGAUGUGGGCCGCACUUUAUGACUACGAUGCGCGCGGCGAGGACGAGCUGAGCCUGAGGCGCGGCCAGCUGGUGGAGGUGCUGUCCCAGGACGCGGCGGUGUCAGGCGACGAGGGCUGGUGGGCCGGCCAAGUGCAGAGACGCCUGGGCAUCUUUCCCGCCAGCUACGUGGCGCCGUGUGGCCCGGUGCCGCCGCCUGCGCCACCCCUGCCGCAGCCCUGCUCACCGGUGCAUGUGGACUUCGAGCGCCUGGAGCUCAAGGAGCUGAUCGGCGCCGGCGGCUUCGGCCAGGUGUACCGCGCCACUUGGCAGGGCCAGGAGGUGGCGGUGAAGGCGGCACGCCGGGACCCUGAGCAGGACGCGGCGGCCGCGGCCGAGAGCGUACGACGCGAGGCGCGGCUCUUCGCCAUGCUGCGGCACCCCAACAUCAUCCAGCUGCGGGGUGUGUGCCUACAGCAGCCGCACCUCUGCCUGGUGCUGGAGUUCGCGCGCGGCGGGGCGCUCAACCGCGCGCUGGCAGCCGCCGCACCAGAUCCCCGAGCUCCAGGCCACCGCCGCGCACGCCGCAUCCCCCCGCACGUGCUGGUCAACUGGGCGGUGCAGAUUGCCCGCGGUAUGCUCUACCUGCACGAAGAGGCUGUGGUGCCUAUUCUGCACCGCGACCUCAAGUCCAGCAACAUUUUGCUGCUGGAGAAGAUCGAACAUGAUGACAUUUGCAACAAGACACUGAAGAUCACGGACUUUGGGCUGGCGAGGGAGUGGCACAGGACCACCAGGAUGAGUGCCGCAGGGACCUACGCCUGGAUGGCUCCUGAGGUCAUCAGGUCCUCCCUGUUCUCCAAGGGCAGUGACAUCUGGAGCUAUGGGGUGCUGCUGUGGGAGCUGCUCACAGGCGAGGUCCCUUACCGUGGCAUCGAUGGACUGGCUGUGGCAUACGGGGUGGCCGUCAACAAGCUCACACUGCCCAUCCCAUCCACCUGCCCUGAGCCAUUUGCAAAGCUCAUGAAAGAAUGCUGGGAACAAGACCCUCAUAUCCGUCCUUCGUUUGCCUUAAUUCUUCAACAGCUGACUGCCAUUGAAGGGGCGGUGGCGACUGAGAUGCCCCAGGAGUCUUUCCAUUCCAUGCAGGAAGACUGGAAACUGGAGAUUCAGCAAAUGUUCAGCGAGCUUCGAACCAAGGAGAAGGAGCUGCGAUCCCGGGAGGAGGAGCUGAGCAGAGCCGCCCUGCAGCAGAAAUCCCAGGAACUGCUGCUCAGACGCCGGGAACAGCAGCUCGCAGAGCGUGAGAUCGACGUGCUGGAGCGGGAGCUGAACGUCCUCAUCUUCCAGCUGAACCAGGAGGCUCCGCACGUGAAGAAGAGAAAGGGGAAGUUCAGGAGAGGCCGGCUGAGGCUCAAAGACGGCCACCGCAUCAGCCUGCCCUCAGAUUUCCAGCACAAGAUCACAGUGCAGGCCUCCCCAACCCUGGACAAGCGCCGGAGUUCAGACAGCGGACUCUGCAGCCCACCCAACAGCCCCUUGAUGCUCCCCCGCCUCCGAGCUAUUCAGUUGACUUCAGAGGAGAGCAAUAAACCCCGGGGGCGGAAUGUGGUCUUCCGACAGGAAGACUUCGAAGAUGUGAAACGGAAUUUCAAGAAAAAAGGUUGUACGUGGGGACCAAGCUCCAUUCAAGUGAAAGAGAAACCAGAGGGCCGAGAGCGGGUCAGGCCUCUCUCAGAUGGCAACAGUCCUUGGUCGUCUCUGUUAAUAAAAAGUCAGAAAACUACACCUUUGGCUUCAUUGUUUGUGGACCAGCCAGGAUCUUGUGAAGAGCUGAAACUUGUCCCUGAUGGAUUGGAACAUAGAAAACCAAAGCAGAUGAAGAUCCCUGGCCAGGCCUAUGUUGGUCUGCCGCUUUGUAAAGACAGCCAGAGAGAGCACCCCAUAGAGGCUGAGAGUUGGGAGGAGGAACCCUCUAAAGGUUCCCCAGUGAACAACGUGGGUGCACCCAUGCUGAGGAAGAAAGCAGAGACUGCUCUGUAUGAGUGUGGGGUGCUGUUGGCAUCGCUGGCUUUGGGCCUGGAUGUCAGGAAGCUACAUGGAGUCCAAGCCCCCAAAAAACCACCACUCAAAGAGGGAAAGAAGCAAGAAGGCACUCUUCAGUGGGUCUCUAAAUGCCAAACAAAUACCAGUCCACUUCUGAGACAGCCAUCUGCAGGCAGGGCACCCAGUGAUGACACUUCUCUCCUGGCGCCAAGUGCUACAAGCCUUUCCUUGAAGUCUUCUCUCUCCACAAAGUGCUUGCUUCAGGCUGAUGAAGAGGAGCCAUCUUUGGGGAGCACUCAGAUCUCUUGUGGUCCCACAGUGCUCACUCCAGAUCCCUGUUCUGCUACCCCAGAAAGCAGCUGCGAACUCAUCCCUGGACCAAGACUUAAGAAUGACUAUGGUGUCUUGAGAGGCAUGUCACCUGCCCUACUGGAGCAGACAGGGGAGAAGCUGCCAGCCUGUGCUACUGUAGGAGACAAAGAAUGCCAUCAUGCAUGGAUGGGAUCCAAAGAAUCUCCAUUCCUGCCUCGAGGUGCCCACGGAGACUCUGGACCACCACACUCUGCCUCACCUGGCCCUCAGAGUGAGCUGGCAAGCCAGGACUCUCCUGUGAAACCCCAAGGUGCUCUGGCCAAGCGUCAGGCAUGCCCUGCCCCACCACAAAGCCCACAUACUGCUUCGUUGAGGACAGCAUCCCCACCUGUCUGGGCCUGUGACAUGGAACAUGCAGUACCAGCCCUUGCCUGUCUCCUUGGUGCCCAGGAGAGAAGCAGGUGCCAGGCACCUUCCUUGCUGGAUGCCAAUGUGGACGAUCAGAGCAAGGACUGUGGCACAUCCUUGUGUAGAGUGAGGAGUGUGACGUGCCAACCGUCCAUCUAUGCCCUGAAGAAAGACUUUCUGACCUGAGUGCCUUUACCCUCCCAGCAUUACCACUUGAGGUGGACACGUGGAGGCACUGUGCCUUUGUGCCAUGGUUCACACUUGUGACCCAUGAGGCUAGUGGUGGAUGUGACUCUGAGGUGUACCAGUGACUGCUGUGGGCUGUCCAUAUUAUGUCCACUGGAUGCUAUUACCCAGUGACUUGAAAUGCACAGAAGCUCAGUCAGCUGAGGUGGGGUCAUGGUGGCCAGCUUCCCUGCUUCGUUCUAGUGGGUGUCCUGCCCAUGGGGACACGGCAAAACUGCAGGGACCAACCUUCUUUGCUUCCUCCCCUCAUCCUUGUUCUCUUCUCUUGUCCUUUUGAGUAUUUGUUUGUUUGUUUGUUUGUUUGUUUGUUUGUUUGUUUUUUUGUACAAUAAAAGCCAAGAAAUGGCUAUUCAUGUCUUGGCAAUAAUAAUGUGAUGUUAAGAAGUAAAGAUAUUUAUUUAUAGAAGGGAAAAGGGUUCUGUUGAUUGGAGUUAAUCUGGAGUCCUAUUUAAACCCAGAGAAAGCAGUAGCCUUGUAAUGUGAAAGUAUGUCCAGUUGACUCCUGAAUUGCACAGGAUAUCCUCUUCCAGGAGGUUCUACUAAAUGUACCUUAUAAAAGUUUGACUGAGGCCUGGAGAGAUAGCUCAACAGUUGAGCAUGCAUAUAGCUCUGUUGAAGGACCCAAAUUCAGUCCCCAGCACCCACAUCAGAUGGCUCACAACUGCCUGUGACUUCAGUUCCAGGGCAUCCAAUGCCCUCUCUUGGCUUCCACAGGAGCUGCACACAUGUACAUGCCCCCGCACAGACACGUAAUUAAAAGUCAAAAAAUUUUUUAAAGUUUUAUUGAACAUAACUAUAUUGCUAUUUUUGUGUCACGUGACUAAAAUACCCUUAAGCGGAGGAAUUACUUAUUUUGUUCACAGUUUCAGAGGGAUCAGUUCAGCCUUGAGGAGGACCUGGUUGGGUGGCUCACACCAUGGUGGACAGCAAGCCGAAACAGGCAAGGAUGCACCCUCACUGAACUUCUCUCCCCAGUUUCUAUAGCCUCCCCAAACAGUACCAUGACCUGAGGACCAAAUGUGAGCCCAUGGAGGAUGUUUCAGAUUCAGAGCUCAGCAGUAAUUGCCAAGCAUCAGCUGAGAUCAGGAACUACUGUUUGGCCGUCAUCACAUUUUGUACCCUGCACAAGGCUGCUCUGUAGGUUUCCCUGCAGAAACGUCUCUUCCUUCAUUAGUAGCCAAAGGUGUGAAAUUUCUUCACGCUGCAGCCGAGUCUUUAAAAAUUAAAUUAUCCAUGGCUAGCCGUGUUUGAAGAGCCUAUGUGCUGUGGACAUACAUAUUGUGUGAUUUUAUUUUUCUCUGAGCCUGCAGUUUUCCCAGCACUAACCACACUGCCAGCACAGGAGAUGGCAGGACUUUUUUUUGGGAGGGCGGGUUUCCACUCCAAGUCAUUUUACAUUUCAUUUAACUCCGAGUAAACUUGGGCAUCUGUGGGGCUGAACAGGCAUGGCAGGAAGACACCGCGAUUUCUGGAAGCACUUCUAAAAUGUGUCUUUGAGCUGGGCAGUGGUGGCGCAUGCCUUUAAUCCCAGCACUCGGGAGGCAGAGCCAGGUGGAUCUCUGUGAGUUUGAGGCCAGCCUGGGCUACAGAGCGAGUUCCAGGACAGGCACCAAAACUACACAGAGAAACCCUGUCUUGAAAAAACUACUAAUAAAAAAUAAAAAUAAAAAGUGUCUUUGGAUAGUAGGUGGGAUUGGAAACAACUGCAAGUUAUUUAUGCAUCACUUUCAUAAUUUCACAAAUAGAGUGCCACAUUGUUUAGACAGGGUGGCUUUUCCGGAGCUUGGUGAAUUUGCCUGGGUCUUGUGACUACCAUAAUCCCCUUCUGUCACCAGAAUUAGUUAUUUGAGAGACAGGCAGUAAAUAUUUAAAGUGUGACACACAGCAGGAAACUAAAUUAUCAAUAACCUUUUUAUUUAAAGGUGUUUUAUUUAAAGUUGUGUCUUGGUUUAUCAAAUAAUGACAGAAAUUUGAAGGGAAUGAAAUCAGGUGCGUGACAUCUGAGUCAUAUACAGGUUUGUGAGCAGGUGACCUGCAGGGAGAUCUCAUUGCCGGCUCUAGGCAGAAGGUUUCAGAUGCUUGGAGCAAAAUCUCAAGCUUUCACCCGACCCAUUGUGUUGUUUUCUGCCCUCCGAUUCUGCUUCUCCUCAGUUGUUAUUAAAUGGUGUGAGAGGGAUGUGGUUUGCUCGACAUUUGUCAUAUUGGAUAGGCCAGUGGGCUGCAUCUUUUCAACCAAUCAUUUGAAGGGAAGCUAAAAUUUAAAGAGAUGUCACAAAUACCCGGGGCAUGGAAGGGAAAUACAGAAAUGGUGUGCUUAGCUUUGCUCCUGUCCCAGCAUCCCGUGGCGUGUGCAGGUGAUGGCGAUGGUGGAAUCGGGCGUGUUAGCUGUGUUUGUCUUUGCACCGUGUCCUUUCUCACUCUGUGUUCCAGCCUCCCUUCUCUUCGUUCUGUUCAACUCUGAUGAAUUUAGAGAUGAAGCCACGCUAAAAGCGACCAUUUCAAUAUAAGGAGUCAGUCUGACUCACUGUUGCUGGGGGUUACCUGCGCUGAGGGUUGCUGAGGGCACACCUGUGGUUUUCUGUGCGCGCUCCACGCCUGGCAGAACCUGGCUGUUCAUUUUCGCUAGACCUCAGCAAACUGAGGGAUCAUUUAAUCUGGUUCCUGUUAAUCCAUACUGAGCUUUCCCCUCCCACUGCUGAGACUGACAGCUGGGGGCUGAUACGCUAUAUUCAGAAGCCUGUGGCUGACAAAAAUGUUUACAUAUGUUGUCUAUUUUUUAAUAAACCUUUUAUAGCUUGUC